CGCGGGGCGGGGCAGGAAGCGGAAGUGACCGCAGAAGCGCGGCGGCGCGAUGGCGACGGCUGUAUGGGCGGCUGCGCGGCUGCUUCGGGGCUCUGCGGCUCGGUGCGCGCGGCCCAGGUUUGGACCUCCUGCACACAGACAGUUCAGCAGUGGUGCCCCAUACCCCAACAUCCCCCUCUCUUCUCCUUUACCUGGAGUGCCCAAGCCUGUCUUUGCUACAGUUGAUGGACAGGAAAAGUUUGAAACCAAAAUUACCACGCUGGACAAUGGGCUUCGUGUGGCAUCUCAAAAUAAGUUUGGACAAUUCUGUACCGUAGGAAUUCUUAUUAAUUCAGGAUCACGAUAUGAAGCGAAGUAUCUUAGUGGAAUUGCCCAUUUUUUGGAAAAAUUGGCAUUUUCGUCUACUGCUCGAUUUGACAGCAAAGAUGAAAUUCUGCUUACCCUGGAAAAACAUGGCGGUAUCUGUGACUGCCAGACCUCAAGAGACACCACCAUGUAUGCUGUGUCUGCAGACAGCAAAGGCUUGGACACUGUGGUGGGCCUGUUGGCUGACGUGGUUCUGCACCCCUGCCUGACAGAUGAAGAAAUUGAGAUGACGAGGAUGGCUGUCCAGUUUGAACUUGAGGACCUGAACAUGAGACCUGACCCAGAGCCACUGCUCACCGAGAUGAUUCAUGAAGCUGCUUUUAGGGAGAACACAGUGGGCCUGCACCGGUUUUGCCCUGCAGAAAACAUAGCGAAGAUUGAUCGAGAAGUGCUGCAUUCCUACCUGAAGAACUAUUACACCCCCGACCGCAUGGUGCUUGCUGGAGUGGGAGUGGAGCAUGAGCACCUGGUAGAAUGUGCCAGAAAGUACCUCCUGGGAGUUCAGCCUGCCUGGGGAGCUCCUGGAGCUGUGGAUGUUGACAGAUCAGUGGCACAGUACACUGGGGGGAUUGUCAAGGUGGAGAGAGACAUGUCCAAUGUCAGCCUUGGUCCAACCCCAAUUCCUGAGCUCACACACAUCAUGGUGGGACUAGAGAGCUGUUCCUUCCUGGAGGAGGACUUCAUCCCCUUUGCCGUGCUGAAUAUGAUGAUGGGAGGAGGGGGUUCCUUCUCUGCUGGAGGGCCUGGCAAAGGCAUGUUCUCCAGGCUCUACCUUAACGUGCUCAAUCGGCACCACUGGAUGUACAAUGCAACCUCCUACCACCACAGCUAUGAAGACACAGGCCUCCUGUGCAUUCAUGCCAGCGCAGACCCAAGACAGGUUCGAGAAAUGGUGGAAAUCAUCACAAAGGAGUUUAUCCUGAUGGGCAGAACAGUGGAUUUGGUGGAACUAGAGCGGGCCAAGACGCAGCUGAUGUCGAUGCUCAUGAUGAACCUGGAGUCCAGGCCUGUGAUCUUCGAGGAUGUGGGGAGACAGGUGUUGGCUACACAUUCAAGAAAGUUGCCCCAUGAGCUAUGCGCACUUAUUCGCAAUGUGAAGCCAGAAGAUAUCAAGAGAGUUGCUUCCAAGAUGCUCCGUGGGAAGCCUGCUGUGGCUGCCCUGGGUGAUUUGACUGACCUACCCACCUAUGAGCAUAUCCAGGCAGCGCUGUCCAGCAGAGAUGGGCGCCUGCCCAGGACAUACCGACUCUUCCGGUAGAGUCCCUGCGGGGCCCUUGAGGGCAGGCUGCGGAGUGCUGUGCAUGUUAUUGUUGGUGUGGACACUGUAAGGACGGCUGGCUCUGUGAGCACUGCCAACAGUGAGACUUGGAGAGCCUAAAUGAAAGCUACUGUCGCCACUGCACCUGUGUCUCUAGUACAAGUGUUCUUUACUAAGGAGUGCCCGUCUGGCCACUAGAGAUUCUAGAACCAGGAAGGCUGGGGAGUAGGGCGCAGGCUUGAGGUCGGAUCAGAGAUAAAGCAUUGCAGCCUAAAGCGUACAGGGUCUCACAGCAGAGUCCUGACUGGCCUGGACCUCAGUAUGUAGACACCAAGCUGGCCUCCAUUAUCCUGGGAAUCCAAAUAGGAGUCACCAUGCCAGUUGAGCCUCCCAGUUAUUUACAGAGCCCCAUUUCUAGUUUCCCACCUCAUCUGCACUGGCUUCAAUGUUUAACUGACAUUCCCUGGGUAAACUAAUGGCUGUCUAAAUGUAAAUGGUCAUCACUGCACUUUGCCCCCAUCCCAAGACUUGAUGUUGUUCAUCUUGGGUCAAACCUGGGAUGUUCAGGAUUACCUCAGUCCUUUUAAAGGGCCAGAGAAUGUCCACAAAAAAGCAUCAAAGGCGGUGGUGGUGCACACCUUUAAUCCUAGCAGGAGGCAGAGGCAGAGAGAUCUCUGUGAGCUAGAGUCAGCCUGGUCUACAGAGUGAGUUCCAGGGCAGUCAAGUGUACCCAGAGAAGCUUUGCCUUGAAUGCUGCCCCUCCCCCCACCCCCCAA
Alexandromys fortis (reed vole) is the source of this 2400-nucleotide messenger RNA. RefSeq names its product peptidase, mitochondrial processing subunit alpha (gene Pmpca). Gene Ontology annotation, cellular component: mitochondrion. The transcript is spliced from 13 exons. The coding region runs from base 50 to 1624 and encodes 524 amino acids. The record is from RefSeq and is a predicted model, not a curated record. Lineage: Eukaryota; Metazoa; Chordata; Mammalia; Rodentia; Cricetidae. Gene Ontology annotation, molecular function: metalloendopeptidase activity; metal ion binding.